Molecule: messenger RNA, 502 nt
Organism: Macadamia integrifolia
Lineage: Eukaryota; Viridiplantae; Streptophyta; Magnoliopsida; Proteales; Proteaceae
Product: zinc finger A20 and AN1 domain-containing stress-associated protein 9-like
Exons: 1
Coding region: 26-502 (158 amino acids)
Molecular function (GO): DNA binding; zinc ion binding
Source: RefSeq, a predicted model, not a curated record
UUCCGAAGGGAGAAUAAAGGACGAGAUGGGAUGGAAAACUCCUGAAAGCCCUUCUCGCUGUGCCAAGGGUUGUGGUUUCUUUGGCAGUCCAGAAACCAAUAACCUCUGCUCCAAGUGCUACAGGGACUUCUGCCUCCAACAAGCCCAAAAACCCUCCUCUGCUAUAGCUUCUGUGGAGAGCCCAACAACAUCAAUAACUUCAACUCCGGUACCGGUGCCGGUGCCCGUGCCCUCAUCAUCUUCUGGAGGUUCUGUGGUGGUUAAUCCCACAGUUGCCGGUGCCGCCGUUGAAUCACCUCCGGUGGUGAAGAAUAGGUGUGUGAGCUGCAGUAAGAAAGUAGGGCUGCUAGGGUUCAACUGCAAGUGUGGAAGUACCUUCUGCUCAAAGCACCGGUACCCUGAGAUGCAUAAUUGUACCUUCGACUACAAGGCGGUGGGUCAGGAAGCUAUUGCUAAGGCUAAUCCUUGUGUGAUCUCUGAUAAGAUUCAGAGAUUAUUAUGA